Penicillium verhagenii is the source of this 1872-nucleotide messenger RNA. RefSeq lists its product as uncharacterized. NCBI's taxonomy places the organism in Eukaryota, Fungi, Ascomycota, Eurotiomycetes, Eurotiales, Aspergillaceae. The record is from RefSeq and is a predicted model, not a curated record. The coding region runs from base 1 to 1872 and encodes 623 amino acids. The transcript is spliced from 4 exons.
AUGCACUGCAAAACGCCCAAGGAUAACGUGUCGCUAUAUAUGCCGAAGAAGCGAGACCAGCGCGGCGCAAUAAGCCGCAUUGUCUCAAAGUCGCGAAGAGAUUUCGCUGGUGCAGGUCUCUUGCUUGAUAAUGCGAGAGUUCAGCACCCGAAUGUUCCGUUUGUUGAGCAAACGAAAGCUUCUAAAGUGUCUUUGAGUGCUAUCAAUGGCAUAAUUAGAAGAGGAGACGGCCCUGAGUUGCUACCCUUCAUAGAUCGCAGUCGUGUGAACUUGAAGAAUUGGCGGCAUCAGAGUACUCUCAGCUUAUUCGAUCAAUGUGAGUUGACCAAAAUCAAGUGUCGCCGCAGAUAUUGGAGACGCAAAGCUUUCCAAGCUUCCUAUUACACUAUCCUCGCUGUGGCCUGCUAUCUUCUCCUUGUGGGGUUUCCUUUAUGGGAAGGGAGCCUGGUAUGGCUCUACAGUACCACUCAGAAAAAAUCAUUAGUAACAGGAGGGUGGGCGAUUUUCAUUGGAAUAUCUACUUUAUUCUCUGCUGGUCCUCUACUCAUAAAAUUUGAAAGCCAUAAUACGCCAAUCCACGUUGAAACAAAGGGCUCAAACUCCGCGGUGCAUGAGACAGCUCUUCUUGUGCCUUGCCACAACUCAGAAUCAGUGAUAGGCAAAACCAUCAAGGCGGCCUUGAGGGUCUUUCCCUCGUCUCAUAUCUUUGCCAUUGCCAAUGGAGACUAUUUGGUCCCAUCAGACAAGACAAAAGACAUUUGUGAUCAGCAUGGCGUCAAUUUCGUCUGGUGUCCCGUCGGGUCCAAAGCGGCUGCUCUCUUUGUAGGCUGCCAUGCUGCCCGAAAGUUCCGAUAUGUGUUCCUCAUUGAUGAUGAUUGCCUCAUCCCCCCCGAUCUUCCAAUAGUGGCCUCGAGGCUCACUGGGAGAGCCAAAUGUAUUGGGUACACGAUAACCUCAGUCGAUGCUUGUGGGUCAAUUGGUUCUUACUGUCAACAGGCACAAGACCUAGAAUACAAGCUUUCUGGAUUACAAAGAACACUGGCAGGUCGGCUUGGUAGCUCCAUGUUCCCCCACGGAGCUGUAUCCUUAUGGGACCGACGAUUCCUCAAAAAAACGUUUAAACACCAUCCGGGAUUUUCUAUCAGCGAAGACUGGUUCCAGGGAAACAGUUGCCGAGCUCUUGGGGGCAGUAUAGAGAUGUGCAGUGCGGUGUUCAUUGCGACAAGCACUCCAUCAGCUCUAUUCAGAUUACAUCACCAACAACGAGGCGGCUUUGGGGAGACCACUGUUUUUCAACAAAGAUUCUCAAGAUGGAACUUCUUGUUUGCGAUUGAAUUAUGGUCCAAUGUCAAAUACGUACUUCUGUCCUGGAAAAUGGGAUGGCGGGACCUGACCACCAAACUUUUCGUGACCAACCAGAUAUUCGAGACUUUCCUCAAUCUCGCCAUGCCAUUCGUAUUGCCUAUUUCGUUCUGGUCUCAGCCUUGGCAUUGUUGCGCACUUAGUGCGUUGACGAUCAUCUUGCAUUUGAUGAUUGUGGUCAUUUUCAAUGCUUACCACCUAAGAGCAAAAGGCGCUAUGAUACAGUGGAGAGUGGUUUUUAGCUACUAUAUUCCAUUCAAGUUAUUUCUCCUCCUGACGAAUGCUGCCAGCUUCUACUGGGCCAUCUUUAAAUAUGGCAUAUACUUUUCGCAUCUCCAUCCAAAGCUGCCUCAGAAUCACAAGGCUGUCACUACUAUCAUGAAGCUUGAGCGGAUGGAGGACUUGAAGCAGGGCAUUGAUUGCAGCGGUGGCUAUUCUAGUCCAUCAACGCAGAGGAUUCCUUGUACAACCCGAGCUAGUGGGAUGAUGGAUUCAAGCAACUAUUGUUAG